AAUAUUAAUUCUUGAAGAAUAGAGCGACAGCAUAAUCAAAAUGAAAAGUUUCGUUCAGGCUUUUGUCCUCUUGGCCUUGGCUUCCUCAUUUGCCUCCGCUUUUGACCCCAGUCCUCUUCAGGACUUCUGUGUAGCCAUCGAUGAGCCAAAGAACGCUGUGUUUGUGAAUGGGAAGUUCUGCAAGGACCCCAAGCUCGCCAAAGCUGGGGACUUCUACUUUUCAGUUAAAAUGCCUGGAGACACAAACAAUCCAGUUGGUUCAAAUGUUAGCGCUGUGAAUGUCGAUCAAAUUCCAGGACUUAACACUCUUGGCAUUUCAGCUGCCCGUAUUGACUUUGCUCCUUAUGGCCAAAACCCACCUCACACUCACCCUCGUGCCACUGAGAUUCUUGUAGUUCUGGAGGGUACUCUUCUUGUUGGUUUCGUUACAUCCAAUCCUAAUAACACACUUAUUAGCAAAGUUCUUAACAAGGGUGACGUGUUCGUCUUCCCCAUUGGUCUCGUUCACUUUCAAUUCAAUAUCGGAAAAACAAAUGCUCUUGCCUUUGCUGGUUUGAGCAGCCAGAACCCCGGUGUCAUUACUAUUGCCGACGCUGUGUUUGGGUCAAAUCCUCCAAUUAAUCCAGGUUUUCUUGCCAAGGCUUUCAUGUUGGACGUAAAAGUGGUGAAAGAUCUCCAGGCGAAAUUCUAGAUGGAUGAUUAGAGAAAUGUGUCAAAUACAGUGAAUUAGUUUCUACAAUUUGAAUAACGCUUGCCUAUUUUAUUGUUACAAUGUUGUAAUAAAUGGUUACACAUUUAAAUGUGCCUCCACCCAAUUUGUUUGUUUCAGUUAAUGAUAUAAUAUUUUUCUUAUUA
Pistacia vera is the source of this 855-nucleotide messenger RNA. RefSeq names its product germin-like protein subfamily 1 member 13. The record is from RefSeq and is a predicted model, not a curated record. NCBI's taxonomy places the organism in Eukaryota, Viridiplantae, Streptophyta, Magnoliopsida, Sapindales, Anacardiaceae. Gene Ontology annotation, cellular component: cell wall. The transcript is spliced from 2 exons. Gene Ontology annotation, molecular function: manganese ion binding. Bases 41 to 691 code for a protein of 216 amino acids.